This is a messenger RNA of Candida albicans SC5314, 585 nucleotides long. RefSeq names its product NEDD8-conjugating protein. The transcript has a single exon. The record is from RefSeq and is a predicted model, not a curated record. Gene Ontology annotation, biological process: protein neddylation. The coding region runs from base 1 to 585 and encodes 194 amino acids. Lineage: Eukaryota; Fungi; Ascomycota; Pichiomycetes; Serinales; Debaryomycetaceae. Gene Ontology annotation, molecular function: NEDD8 transferase activity. Gene Ontology annotation, cellular component: nucleus.
AUGUUAAAGAUACGCCAGUUGCAGAAGAAAAAACAAGAGGAGGCCGAAAGACUUGCCAAAUCUCAGUCUACGACACCCACCCCAGGCGAUUCCACGUCUACUUCUAACCAAAGAGUUUCUCCAGCACAAAUUCGUGUGCAAAAGGAUAUCUCAGAGUUAGAUUUACCUUCGUCAAUAAGAGUGACAUUUCCAAACCCAAAUGACCUUUUCAAUUUUAAUUUACAAUUGAUACCACAAGCUGGAUACUACAAAAACGGGAAAUUCGAAUUUAAAAUUGAAAUAAACUCAAAUUUUCCCAUUGACCCUCCCAAAAUCAAAUGCUUACAAAAGAUAUACCACCCAAAUAUCGACUUACAAGGAAAUAUAUGCCUUAAUAUCUUGAGAGAAGAUUGGUCACCCGUGUUGAGUUUGACUGGGGUGUUUAUGGGAUUGAACUUUUUAUUCUUGGACCCUAAUGCAACUGACCCACUAAACAAGGAUGCAGCAAACGUUCUAGUUAAAAACAGGAAACAAUUUGAAAUUAAUGUUUUCAAUUCGAUGCGAGGUGGCUAUCUUGAUCUGGUUUAUUACGAUCGAGUCAUUUAG